UAAUCGUGGCGUCUUUUAUCACUAUUUAUAGUUUUGAUCAACCUUUGUUUCCAUACUAACCUCUGUUGUCAUCACUCUUUAUUAUGCUUACUGGCUGAAAGAAAAAGUUGGUUUGAAUUCGCACGUCAGUCAAAUAACUCGAGAUUUUUUUGAUAAUUUGACGGCAAUCAUAAAAAAUGCGAUAUUUAAUAAUUUUGUUGUUGUGUUGUUUAUUAAAGAAGACGACCAGUCGGCCCCAAGCGGUCACUCAAGAAUACAAGGAUGCCGAAGAAGCCGAAUACGAGAAUGAUGACUCGCCAGAAGAGACGCCUCACAGAGAUGAAGAUGCAGCCGUUGAGGAAAGAGCUAACAUGAAAGAGGAUGAUGAAGUAAUCGAGCCGCAUCACAGUAGGAACUACUUUUUCAAGCAUCAUGGUGCAGACAGGAGCCCAGAGGAGAGAACCACCAAGGAGAACACUAAUGACAACUUUUCAGACUUCAAAUCGCUCAGCAGACUCGAAGGACCUGAUGAGGACGCUCCUGAAAACGACCAGGAUCAACCAGCGAUUAACAAAAGAUAUAACCGACAUAACGAACCUAACAACCCUAAAAAUCCAUUUCUCCAAGCAUUAAUUAAUCAAAGGGAAAACGGAAUACUGCGUAAUCUUCAACUAUUUAAAAGAAGAGAUAACGUUGCUGAGCAGGAAGAAAGCAGCGACAAUUUGUACGAAAACGACUCUAAUCAAGAACAACUCAGUAAGACUGAUAAAAAUAAACGUAACGAUGACACCGCUGAACCCAUGGGUCAAUCUAACUAUUAUAAUCACUAUUACAACAGAUCACCAUCCGAAAACAAAGAAUCUGAAGGUAAUCCAUAUGAGGAAAUCAAUACAGAAGAUGCAAAUCGAGAUCGACGUGAUGCAAAUGAUCCUGAUGAAACUAAUAACGGCAAUUCACAUGAUAAUAAAGAAAAGAAAGAUUUUGAAAACUUUGAAAAUGAAGCUGAACAAGCCAUUAUACAGAGAUAUGUGAAAAAACUUAACAAAAAUGAAAUGGAAAACCUAAUGAAAACUCUAUCCGAAGAUAAGAGGGCCAUUUUAGAAGAAAUUAUUAGCGAUGGCAACAAUCAGGCGAUCAGCUUAAACAAACGAGAAAUAACCAAGAAAGCAGAAGCCGUAGAGGAAACUUUAUUGGAGGGGGUACAGUCGGAAUCUAAUAAAAUCUCAGGCCCCCUUGUAAACUUUAACCUGGCUAAUGGAAUAACUAAUAAAAACAAUGACGCAACAGGAAUGACAUCAGCCGUAGAAGAAAACUUAUCAAGCACAAAGACUUGUGAAAAUAAAGUAAGAAGAUCCAACGAUGAAGGGGUAUCAGAAAAAUCUGAAAAUGGGGCAGUUAGUACAAGUACUACUGAAUCCGUAACAGUUAAAAAUGAAAAUAAAAGAGAAGUGAACAUUAAUGAAUUAAAUAACGAUGACAACUUACAUAUAAAUGAACCCCAAGAUUCUUCUAUUGUUGGUUCUCAAGACGAACUGUAUGCUAGUUCUCAAGAUGAAGAUUUGUCACAAUUAAUGGACGAUGAUGCGCAAUUACAUUAUGAUUAUCGUAAUCCCCAAAAACGAGACUUAAUGCUAGAAAACACCGAAAAUAUGGCUGAACCUAUGAAAUCUUUACAGGAAUCCUUUUCCGAUACGAAUAAUUAUGAAAACACUGGCUACACGGGCGAUUUAAAUAUGAUGCCUUUAAUAAGAGUCAAGAGGAAAAAUAAUGAGCAUGCGGUUAAAAAGCGCGCUGCUGCUAUUUUACCAGAAUCUAAUGUAGCUUACGUUCCGGAAAAUGAGGACGAGGAUAAUGAUGAAGGCAACGAAAUUUACGAUAAUGGCUUUUUUGAUAGAACGGCAAGCUUUGCUAAAAGCAACAAGAGAGUUGGCAAGGUGGGUGAAACAAGAGAAACCUCUUUUAAAUUGAACACUGAAGGGAAUCAAAGCGUGUUCAAGCGGUCAAGCGCAGAGGGAAGUCAUAUCGAUGACGUUGCUAGAGACACAAUGAACAUCGGGUCUGAUACUGACGGUGUUCUAUCUGGUGUGGAAGGAGUCAACGAAAAUUUGAUGUACAGUGGUGGAUGUCGGAAAAAACGAGCCGCUGAGGAAAUUACAAAAUUGGUACCCGUUGACGACAUUAUUAAUGUGAACAUGCUCUCAAAUGCUUCGCGCUCAACUUUAAUAGGUGACACCGGCAGACCUGAAAUCUUCGGAGUGAGUUUUAAUAGCAAUGAUGCGUUUGGGACCUCAUCUAAAACCUAUGCUGGAGAAUCUGGUCGUUAUAAAAGAAUACGGCGAUUAAAACAUAUUUCGUCUGUAACAAGCUCUACAGCUGCAGCCGUCAAACAAUAGACUUGAAAACACUUCUUUAUAAGUUUUUAUAACAUGCUCGGAACAAAUAGUUUUAAUUACUUUACAUUAGUUAUUUUAGAAUUUGUUUUAAGUUUUACUAAUGAUGUUGUUGGUAGGUAUCUAUUGUAAAGAAUUAUA
Molecule: messenger RNA, 2510 nt
Organism: Leguminivora glycinivorella
Lineage: Eukaryota; Metazoa; Arthropoda; Insecta; Lepidoptera; Tortricidae
Exons: 4
Coding region: 177-2372 (731 amino acids)
Source: RefSeq, a predicted model, not a curated record